GGGCUAUAAAACGUAAACUCCUCCAUAGACCCAGGCCUGUCUGGCGACUAGUGGAGUAUACAACACACUGCACAGACGCAUUGAAAACAAGACGCAUUGAAGCCAUGAAAAGGGGUAUACUGGAACGGCUGGAUGCAGGAGAGGUUGUAAUCGGAGACGGAGGUUAUGUUAUUGCCCUGGAGAGACGCGGUUAUGUGACGGCCGGUCCCUGGACACCAGAGGCCGCUGUGGAACACCCGGAUGCAGUUCGUCAGCUUCACCGGGAGUUUAUGAGGGCAGGGGCCAACGUUAUACAGACCUUCACCUUCUACUGUAGUGACGAUAAGCUGAAGACAGGAGGCAAGGUCACUGACAUCUCAGCAAAUCAAAUCAACGAGGCUGCCUGUGACCUCGCCAGGGAAAUAGCCAAUGAGGGGGGUGCGUUGGUGGCCGGGGGCGUGUCCCAGACCCCCCUCUACAAGGACAAGAGCAGCGAGAGUGAGGUGAAGGCCAUCUUCAAGAAACAGCUGGAUGGCUUCAUCAAAAAGGACGUGGACUUCCUUAUUGUGGAGUACUUUGAGCAUGUGGCAGAGGCAGAGUGGGCAGUGCAGGUCCUGAAGACCAGCGGUAAGCCGGUGGCAGCCACCCUCUGCAUCUCCCCACAGGGCGACAUGGACAACGUCAGCCCAGGAGACUGCGCUGUCAGACUCGUCAAGGCCGGGGCGCAGAUUGUUGGCGUCAACUGCCAUCUGGACCCGCUGACGUGUGUGCGGACGGUGAGCCUGAUGAAGGAGGGGCUGCAGAGGGCCGGGCUCAAGGCCCACCUCAUGGCACAGCCGCUGGGCUUCCACACCCCUGAGUGCAACCACACCGGCUACCUCAGCCUGCCAGAGUUCCCUUUCGCCCUGGAGACGAGAGCGAUGACCCGGUGGGACAUGCAGAAGUACGCCAGGGAGGCCUACAAGGUUGGCAUCCGCUACAUCGGAGGCUGCUGCGGGUUCGAGCCGUACCACAUCAGAGCCCUGUGUGAGGAGCUGGCCCAGGAGAGAGGCUUCCUGCCCCCUGGCUCUGAGAAGCACGGCCUGUGGGGCAAAGUGCUACUGACACACCCCAAGCCCUGGGUCAGGGCCAGGGCUAACCGUGAGUACUGGGAAAACUUGCAUCCGGUGUCAGGGAGACCGAAGUGUGCAUCGGUGGCAACUCCUCAGGACGGAUCGAAGAGUAUCGUAUGAUUAAUCCCGAAAGAAAUCAAGGAUUCCAGCAGCAUACACAUUUACACAAUUCCCAAAUCGUAUCAGCUGUCUGUUGAGUCAAUGUCAAGUAAUCAGUGCUACACAUACGCACCACAUCAAAGAAAAUGUACCACUGCUCCUUACACACACAAGAAAAUGUGAGAAACUGCUGCUGUAUGUACGCACAAGACCAAUCAACCCUUGUAGGUUGUACAUGCAUUAGUGCACACAACACUUGCAUACAAACACGCACGGGCAUGAAGAAUUAGCCUGAAUAUCAUCGACUUUCAAAUCUCUUUGAGACAGAAGCAACGCAGAAGGUGUUGCGUCACUAGGAGUGCGUGGCCUGGCUAAUGAAGAAUAUCAAUGUGUCACUGUGUGUGAUACCCAAACUCUGUAGUUAAGUCACGCAUGGUGCUAUUCUUGUUAGGAAAAUCGUAAAAGAAAAUUAUGUGUGAAAUACUACAAUGAAAUCAUCUGUAAAAUCUGAUUUCUUUGAGUUCUGGGUGUCUAACACUAAAUAAAGUGAACUAUUUAAGAACUCA
Molecule: messenger RNA, 1756 nt
Organism: Engraulis encrasicolus (European anchovy)
Lineage: Eukaryota; Metazoa; Chordata; Actinopteri; Clupeiformes; Engraulidae
Product: betaine--homocysteine S-methyltransferase 1-like
Exons: 8
Coding region: 105-1211 (368 amino acids)
Biological process (GO): L-methionine salvage
Cellular component (GO): cytosol
Molecular function (GO): zinc ion binding; betaine-homocysteine S-methyltransferase activity
Source: RefSeq, a predicted model, not a curated record